CAGCAACUUCUCAUUGUGAACACAGCCGCUGCCAGAGCACCAGGCAAGCCAGACCUGUGGAUCCCACUCACUCUGUCUCUCUUGCUGUCCCAGGAUGUCUCUCCUCCGGGGUGUCCUCUUACACGUCCUGAGCUGGGCCGGCCUCUGUCAGAUCCUGUAUGCGGUCUGUACCGGACUGGUUGCUGUGGUUGGAGCUUGGACGGUGAGGCUGCUGGUGCGUCACGCCUGGUACACGCACAGACUGUCUUGCUUCAGCAAACCACAUGCAGACUCAUGGCUGAUGGGCCACCUGGGCCAGAUGCAGAGCACAGAGGAAGGUCUCCUCCAGGUGGAUGAACUGGUGCAGACCUACAAACACUCCUGCAGCUGGUUCCUGGGACCUUUCUAUCACCUGGUCAGAGUCUUCCACCCUGACUAUGUCAAACCUCUACUCAUGGCACCUGGUAGGGUUACACGCUCCAGCAUCACAGUGAAAGACGAGCUUAUCUAUGAUCAUCUGCGUCCAUGGCUUGGACAGAGUCUGUUGCUUAGCAACGGGGAGCAGUGGUCUCGCAAGAGGCGGCUGCUGACUCCAGCUUUUCAUUUUGAUAUUCUGAAGAACUACGUCGCCACAUUUAACACGUCGACCAACACCAUGCACGAUAAAUGGCGCCGUCUGGUGGCAGAAGGCAGGACCAACACAGAGAUGUUUGACCAUAUCACUCUGAUGACACUGGACAGUUUACUCAAAUGUGCCUUUAGCCACAACAGCAACUGUCAGGAGUCUACCAGUGAGUACGUGUCAGCCAUAGUGGAGCUCAGUGACCUGAUAAUAGAUCGUCGACUAAAGAUUUUACACCACUGGGACUGGAUUUACUGGAAGACGCAGCAGGGAAAACAAUUUAAAAAAGCCUUAAGUGUUGUACACAGGUUUACCAGGGAAGUGGUCCAGAAGCGGCGUGCCCUCAUUUGCCAGCAGCGGGACACAGAAGCAGAUUUCCCCACAGCACCACAGAGGAAGAAAGAUUUUGUGGACAUCAUCCUGCUGUCAAGGGAUGAGGACGGACAAGGCUUAACAGAUGAGGAGAUACAGGCAGAGGCCAACACCUUCAUGUUUGCAGGUCAUGACACAACAGCCAGUGCGAUUUGCUGGACGCUGUAUAAUUUAGCACGCCAUGCCCACUAUCAGGAAAAAUGCAGGCAGGAAGUGGUGGAGCUGAUGAAAGGACGAGAGAGGCGAGACGGACAUGAAAUAGAGUGGGAGGAUCUGUCAAACCUCACCUUCACCACCAUGUGCAUCAGAGAAAGCCUGAGACUCCACUCUCCUGUGCAGGCCGUAACAAGGAAAUACACCCAGGACAUGGCGCUGCCAGGGGAUCGGACAGUACCUGAGGGUGCCAUUUGUCUGGUCAGUAUUUAUGGAACACACCACAACCCCACUGUCUGGACAGACCCACAUGAGUUUAAUCCUCUGCGUUUUGACCCAGCCAACAAAGAAAGCCAGUCUUCUCAUGCCUUCAUCCCCUUUUCAUCAGGCCCCAGGAACUGUAUCGGUCAGAAAUUCGCCCUGGCAGAGCUGCGAGUCGUUGUGGCGCUGACCCUGCUCAGGUUCCGUCUGACCCCGGGGGAGAACCCCGAACUCGGGACCAGCUCUGGUGGCGUUCGCCGUCUCCCCCAGCUCGUCCUGCGCGCUGAGGGAGGCCUGUGGCUGCAGCUGGAGCCUCUGACUACAGCCAACAUGGAGGAACCACUGGCUGAAUGAUCCAAUAAGAUCACCUGUUCACCUGUUUUAUAACAUAACAUGAACACAGACCCUCUGGCCUCACACCUGGGACUUUAGCACUGUUCUUCUCACUGUAUUCAUGCUUACUGUAUUGUUUCUAAAUGCAUCUGCAACUUCUGCUUUCUACAGAGCACAAUUUUGGGCUUUUACUAUCACUUCAAAAAUGAUGAAACAUUUAAUGUAAUACUGCACAGUGUAAUAUGUAAUUUGCUGUUGCAGCAUUUAUUGUUCUAUUGCAUGACUUGUUGACUAUUUUUUACUAUAUUGAGUUUAGUUUAAAUAAAUUCUGAGAUUAAAGUCAAGUGUAGCAAAGACAAUUUGUGGCAGCGAAUGACUGUAUUGGAUUUAAGGAAUCUUAAUGAGGACAACACAAACUACUGCCUCUAUUUAAAAAA
Messenger RNA from Toxotes jaculatrix (banded archerfish), 2157 nucleotides. It is a transcript of the gene cyp4f3, whose product is annotated as cytochrome P450 4F3. The record is from RefSeq and is a predicted model, not a curated record. Bases 95 to 1741 code for a protein of 548 amino acids. Gene Ontology annotation, molecular function: heme binding; monooxygenase activity; oxidoreductase activity, acting on paired donors, with incorporation or reduction of molecular oxygen. NCBI's taxonomy places the organism in Eukaryota, Metazoa, Chordata, Actinopteri, Toxotidae. The transcript has 13 exons.